AUGUCCUCGGACAACACCUGGCAACAAACAGUAUCGGCAGCCACGGUGCUUGCGAGCGACAGGCCCUCCUCCUCGAGCUCAAACCCAGCCCUCGCCUUGGGUGACUACACGCUGUGCGAGCUUCUCGGCGAGGGCGCCUUUGCAAAAGUCCAUCUGGGCGUCCACAAGAUCACUGGCGAACGCGUCGCCGUGAAGGUCAUGUCGAACAAGCACUUGCAAGAAGCGCGCAAGGAGAUCGGUGUGCACAGCAUGCUCAAGCAUCGCCACAUCAUCUCGUUCAAGCACAUCUACAGCUCACUCACCUCCAUAUAUCUCGUCUUGGAAUAUGCUGCUGGCGGCGAGCUGUUUCACUUGAUUGAUCCCGAAGUUGGCAUUUCUGCCGCCAGUGCCAAGUUUACCUUCCAUCAAAUCCUGCUUGGCAUCGAGUAUCUCCACUCGAUGGGGGUGGUUCAUCGAGACAUUAAGCCAGAAAACAUCUUUUUAGAUGGCGUUGGCAAUGUUAAAAUUGGCGACUUUGGGCUUGCCACGCUCUUCCGCCACGACGGCACAGAGCGGGUCCUCACGACACGCUGUGGGUCUCCACCCUACAUUCCGCCCGAGGUCGCUGCAGGGGUGCCCUAUCGAGGGCCUCCCGCUGAUGUCUGGUCUUGUGGUGUCGUGCUGGUCGCGCUUCUCGUUGGAGCCCUGCCAUGGAGCGAGCCGACGCUUGCUUGCCCACAUUUUGUUAACUGGUACAACGGCAUCACGACCGUGGGAGUGUGGACUCGACUGCCGACCGACGUCAUCUCGUUGAUUCAAUCCAUUCUGUGCAUCGAUCCCUUGAAACGAAUCACCGUCGCAGCCAUCAAACAGCACCCGUGGUACACGCAAGUGACGCCCGUUUCACGUCAGGCCACCGACGACAUGUUUUCUCAGCGUUUCGACGCCGUUGCUGCUCUCGAUCUGGACUUGGACGACAGCUUGGAUUUGCCGUCGUCAGACCCAUCGCAGGGCUCUUUCUCUGCCAGUCACAAGAAGCGGCCCUCCCACUUUGGCAGCCAGCCUGUGCGGAAGCCCGAGCAACUCUCGCAGCAGGUGCCCCAUCGCCCGCUGUUCAGCCCUCCUGGUCCCGCCUCGCCAGCAGCGCACAUCCACAAGCGCGAACGUACAGACGUGGCUUCCACAAAUCCCGAGACCCGAACUGUGGCGUGGGACCAUUCCACCCACCUGGCAUAUUCUCGCGAUGACUUGGACUUGGGCAGUGCGGAAGUCAACUCCAAAGCAUGGGCUCUGAUUGGUGACAGCGACCCUGGCGAUGGGCCCAACAAUUCGCAACCGUCAGAUUCGACUCCAGGCUAUGGCACGCAGGGCACCCAGGCUUCCCUCAUUUCCCGCAAAACCACUCGCUAUCUGGCAAAGGCGUCGCUCAACGACCUGCUGACCGAAAUCCAAACCGUAUUGCCCAAGCUGUCUCUCAAGCGACACAACACUCAAAAGCAUCAGGUGAUUUUGGAAAAGAUGCAUCGAGACGAGCCACUACGCAUCGUGGUUCGUUUAAUGCCAAUGACCAAUCGCACAGUACUGAUCGACUUUGCUCGUCUCACGGGAGACGGAUUUGAGUUUAUGCGAUGUGUCAAGCUCCUUCACGGCGCGAUCAAACACUUCUUGGUUCCAGAUCUCUAACAAAGAGCUUUUUUGCGAUUGUUUUUUUUUUCUCGUUGAUGAAUGCCACUGUGUAUUUGCUCAUAUAAACCCCCGUUCUCAACGGCACA
Molecule: messenger RNA, 1751 nt
Organism: Capsaspora owczarzaki ATCC 30864
Lineage: Eukaryota; Filasterea; Ministeriida; Capsasporidae
Product: 5'-AMP-activated protein kinase catalytic subunit alpha-1
Exons: 5
Coding region: 1-1662 (553 amino acids)
Biological process (GO): protein phosphorylation; intracellular signal transduction
Cellular component (GO): cytoplasm
Molecular function (GO): protein serine/threonine kinase activity; ATP binding
Source: RefSeq, a predicted model, not a curated record